Molecule: messenger RNA, 828 nt
Organism: Beauveria bassiana ARSEF 2860
Lineage: Eukaryota; Fungi; Ascomycota; Sordariomycetes; Hypocreales; Cordycipitaceae
Product: Mpv17/PMP22 family protein
Exons: 3
Coding region: 1-828 (275 amino acids)
Cellular component (GO): membrane; cytoplasm
Source: RefSeq, a predicted model, not a curated record
AUGUCGGUCAAGUUUGAGAGGGAUACAUUCCGACAGACCGCGCAAAGCGUCGCCGGCAAUGCGGCUCAGAGCACUCAUAUUCCGGGCACCAGCGGCAAGCAUCCGCUCGCUGAGAAGCUCGGCACUGCUCUGACGGGAGGUGUCGGCAAUGCUGGAACAAAGGGCUAUCUUGCUGCCUAUAUCAAGCAGCUCGAGUCCAACCCUCUCCGCACCAAGAUGUUCACCGCUGGUGGCCUCGCCGGCCUCCAGGAGCUUCUCGCAUCUUUCCUCGCCAAGGAUCGCAACAAGAACGGCCACUACUUUACCUCGCGAGUUCCCAAGAUGGCAGCCUACGGUGCCCUCGUCAGCGCCCCCAUUGGCCACGUUCUCAUCUGGAUGCUGCAAAAGGUCUUCCACAACCGCACCAGCCUCAAGGCCAAGAUUCUGCAGAUCAUCGUCAGCAACCUGGUGAUUGCCCCCAUUCAAAACAGCAUCUACCUCGUUGCCAUGGCCCUUAUCGCCGGUGCCCGCACCUUCCACCAGGUUCGCGCCACCGUCAAGGUCGGCUUCUGGAAGGUCAUGAAGGUCUCAUGGGUUGUCUCGCCCCUGUCCCUGGCCUUUGCCCAGCAGUUCCUGCCCAACCACCUCUGGGUGCCCUUUUUCAAUGUCAUCGGCUUCGUCAUUGGCACAUAUGUCAACACCACCACCAAGAAGAAGCGUCUCGCCGCUCUCCGCAAGAAGCACUUUGGUGACGGCCGCAGCAGCAUGGGGCGACCCGACGAUUACCCUCCUCCCGGCAUGGGCGGUCCCAUGGGUGGCCCCAUGGGUGGCCCCAACCCUCCCUACUAA